AUCGAUUCAAUUCAUAUAUUGACUACUCUCCAAUGGCAACCCCUAAGCCUGAAGUGGAUCCUCAUGAACUCGCCCAGUAUGCUGCGCGCAUCAGUGAACAUUUGAAAGAACUCGAAGCUUCUGUCGACCAAUGGCGAGAAUACCGUGACGAUUACAAACAGCUCGGCCAAUUACUGUCUACACUGCCAGACAAGACUUCAUACGAUAUCAUGGUACCCAUCGGCAAGCUCGCCUUCAUGCCUGGUCGGAUCGUUCACACAAACGAAGUGCUUGCUUUGUUGGGAGAUAACUGGUUCGCCGACGUUUCAGCCAAAGAGGCAGCUGAAAUUGUCGCCAGACGACAACAAGUGGUGGAGGAAAAUCUAAGCAUGGUGGAAACUCAACUAAAUGAAACCAAUGCAAGAGCUGGUGCUGCUCCUGGUGUGUUCAAGGCAGAGCAAUACGGACUGAAUGAGCAAGGCUUACCGUUCAUGGAAAUCAGAGAGGAACUGCCGGAUGAAAAUGGGCAAGACGAGACUAGUCCUAGCAGUGUUCCCAAUUCUGUGGAGGCAGCUAGAAAACUCCAGCCAUUGGAAAAAUCAAAGGCGGAAAAGCUGGCCGAUCAAGCGUUACUAGAAAAGCUCAAGGCAUUGGAGUUGGAGGAAGGCGACAUCUCAGACGAAGAUCAAGAAGAGAAAGUUGCUCAUGAUGACGAUGACGAUCUCGACAUGUUGAGUGAUGACUAUGACACAGAGAUUGCUGAAAAUAUGUUUGACCAAUUCGAUGAUGACGAAGAAUACGCCAUGGACGGUGUGGUGGACGAGGAAGAUUAUACAUACCACGAUUUCCAAGAAGAGGAAGCGGCGUCAGAUGUGGAAGCUAUGGACACUAUAACAACACCAAGUGUCCAACAUGCCAUGGACCGCGCUGCAGCAGAUGCACCAAUAAGCAUGCCCGUGCCAGAUCCAUCACCACUCGUUGAUACAGUCAAAGAACGAGUGGAGGAACCAACGCUCAUUGUACCUGGCGAUGUAAAGGGUAAAAAAAGGACAAAACCCAUCAUAAAGCCCCGAGUAUCUCGUUUCAAGCAAAAUCUCGCACAACAACAAGCUCCCACCGACGAAGAAAAGUCUCCAAAAAAAGUAUCAUGGGGCCCAGAUAUCAUUCAUGAACACCAGGCAGCAAAACCCUCUCAGCAAGUUGAUGAAGAUGAGCUUGAAAUCCAGCAGAUUCCCAAUGAACCAGUCUACAAUAUCAGAUCACCGGCAGACAUUUACCAUCAGUUGCUGGAUCAACGAAUGGCAGAACAAGCUAGUCAAACAGAUAAUGAACCAGUGGACGUACAAAGUCUGUUGAAAGACGCUGCUAUCAUGAAAGAAACCAUUUACAUGCCAUCGGAACGUGAUAUUCCGCAGGUCACUACCAGUCCAAAAAAGAAGGUCUCUCGAUUCAAACAGCAACGAGACCAGGAUCGAUCCAGUGAUAGCAUAGCUUCUCCUCCCGCUUUGCAGCAAAGUAAGCUGGAUACCUCCACUAUGCGAGGUGCGGUUGUGGAAAAAGAAACAGAGGAUGUGGAUUUGGAGGAGGUUGAAGACAAUAUGCUUGAAAAAGAGGUGGCGGCAGAAUAUCAGCGCAAGAGACAAAACAUGAUCGCAAGUCAGGGGGGUUUUUCAUAUGCAAACAAACCUGAAUUUGAGGUGUACGAUGAUGAACUCCCAUUACCUAGUAAUGAUCCCAAACGUUCUGUACCUUCCGUGGAAGUCGAAGAAAAACCUAAACGAGUAUCAAAGUUCAAGGCAGCCAAAUUGGCGUCCAAAGCGCAACGACCUCAAUAGAAAAAAAACAGCCCUUUAUGCCAUAGAUGCAAACAUUCUCAUACAACUUGUAUAUUACACUGUUUCUAGAAAUUGUUCAUAUUUAUCAUGGAUUGCUUUGCUGUGGUUAUUUUUCAAAACAUCAUGGUUUGUUUCGUAUGUGUAACUCCAACCUGAUAUUUUGUUAUGACGAUGCUGUCAACAUGCAAGUAUAACUUUUUGUCAGGCCGUUGACUGGCAUAUUUCACCCGAUAAAUUCUGUUAUCUGAAAUUUUAUGCAUCGAC
This is a messenger RNA of Umbelopsis ramanniana AG, 2078 nucleotides long. RefSeq lists its product as uncharacterized. The coding region runs from base 33 to 1814 and encodes 593 amino acids. Gene Ontology annotation, molecular function: phosphatase inhibitor activity; transcription corepressor activity; chromatin binding. The transcript is spliced from 6 exons. Lineage: Eukaryota; Fungi; Mucoromycota; Umbelopsidomycetes; Umbelopsidales; Umbelopsidaceae. The record is from RefSeq and is a predicted model, not a curated record. Gene Ontology annotation, biological process: negative regulation of transcription by RNA polymerase II; negative regulation of phosphatase activity.